Rattus norvegicus (Norway rat) is the source of this 4909-nucleotide messenger RNA. Lineage: Eukaryota; Metazoa; Chordata; Mammalia; Rodentia; Muridae. The record is from RefSeq and is a predicted model, not a curated record.
GCUUCUGGAACGGUCGUUGUGGGAGGCCGGGAGGGCCGUGCCCUAAAGGCUUUGCCACCAUUGGAGUCAGGCAGUUGAGGCAGCUCUUGGGCACCGAGGAUGUUGCGCAAGCUCACGGUCGACCAGAUAAAUGACUGGUUCACCAUAGGCAAGACGGUGACCAAUGUGGAGCUGCUGGGCUUGCCGCCUGCCUUCCCUGCGGAGGCGCCCCGGGAGGAGGUCCAGCGCUCGGAGGAGGUCCCCAGCGAGGCCCCUACGGCCCAGGCCCAGGAUCCAGUUAAGGCCACAGCACUGGCCAGACCAGCUUCAGCCUUUGGAAGGUCGCUCAGCCAGAGGAGCUCAGAAGUAGAGUAUAUUAACAAAUACAGACAGCUUGAAGCACAAGAACUUGAUAUUUAUGGCCAAGAUCAGCCACCCAGUGGGCCAGGUCUGAGGUCACCAUUGGCUAAGAUAAGUAAUGUGGCAUGCAUCCCAGAGACAACUUACAAAUAUCCUGAUUUGCCUAUAAAUCGGUGUAAAGAAGAGGUUAUUUCCUUGAUAGAAAGCAAUUCUGUGGUGAUCAUACACGGUGCCACAGGGAGCGGCAAGAGCACACAGCUUCCACAGUACGUCCUGGACCACUACACACAGCGCUCUGCCUUCUGCAACAUCGUAGUCACCCAGCCACGGAAAAUAGGGGCCAGCAGCAUUGCCAGGUGGAUCAGUAAGGAGCGCUCCUGGACUCUGGGUGGCUUGGUAGGCUAUCAGGUAGGGCUGGAGAAAACAGCAACAGAAGACACUCGGCUGAUUUACAUGACCACUGGAGUCCUGCUUCAGAAGAUCGUUAGUGCCAAGAGCUUGAUGGAGUUCACGCACGUCUUCAUUGAUGAGGUGCACGAACGAACUGAAGAGAUGGAUUUCCUGCUCUUGGUAGUCCGUAAACUCCUGAGGACAAACUCACGUUUUGUGAAGGUGAUCCUCAUGUCUGCCACCAUCAACUGCAAGCAGUUUGCAGACUACUUUGCUGUUCCUGUUCAGAACAAGAUGAACCCUGCAUAUGUGUUUGAGGUGGAAGGCAAGCCCCACACUAUCGAACAGUAUUACCUUAAUGAUUUGGGGCACAUUUAUCACAGUGGGCUCCCCCCCUACCGUCUGGAGGAGCCAGUGAUAACGAAGGACGUCUAUGAAGUUGCCGUCUCCCUCAUCCAGAUGUUCGAUGACCUGGACAUGAAGGAGAGUGGGAACAAGACCUGGUCCGGGGCCCAGUUUGUGUCGGAGCGGAGCAGCGUGCUGGUGUUUCUGCCAGGUCUGGGUGAGAUCAAUUAUAUGCAUGAGCUUCUCACAAACAUGAUUCACAAAAGGUUACAGGUCUAUCCACUCCAUUCCAGUGUGACUUUAGAAGAACAGAAUAAUGUAUUUUUAAGUCCAGUCCCUGGGUACAGAAAGAUUAUCCUGUCAACCAACAUUGCAGAGAGUUCUGUCACAGUUCCUGAUGUCAAAUAUGUUAUAGAUUUUUGCCUGACCCGAACUCUGGUUUGUGAUGAAGAUACAAAUUAUCAGAGUCUGCGGCUAAGCUGGGCCUCGAAGACCAGCUGUGACCAGAGAAAAGGCCGUGCUGGACGAGUGUCUAAAGGAUAUUGCUACAGGCUGAUCCACAGGGACUUCUGGGACAGCGCCAUCCCUGACCACGUUGUUCCUGAGAUGUUGCGCUGUCCGCUGGGAAGCACCGUAUUGAAGGUGAAGUUGCUCGACAUGGGUGAACCUAGAGCUCUGCUGGCAACCGCGCUGUCUCCACCCAGCCUGAGUGACAUCGAGCGCACCAUUCUUCUGUUGAAGGAGGUUGGAGCACUGGCAGUUAGUGGGCAGAGAGAGGACGAAAACCCUCAUGAUGGUGAAUUGACCUUCCUGGGAAGAGUGCUGGCACAGCUCCCUGUCAGUCAGCAGCUGGGUAAACUCAUUGUGCUGGGACAUGUAUUUGGGUGCCUGGAUGAGUGUCUCAUCAUAGCGGCAGCUCUUUCUCUGAAGAACUUUUUCACGAUGCCUUUUCGACAGCAUCUGGAUGGAUAUAGGAACAAAGUGCACUUCUCAGGAAGUAGCAGGAGUGACUGCCUGGCACUUGUGGAGGCGUUCAGGGCCUGGCAGGCUUGCAGACAGCGAGGAGAGCUGCGGCAUCCCAAGGAUGAACUUGACUGGGGACGGCUGAAUUACAUUCAAAUAAAGAGAAUCAGAGAGGUGGCUGAGUUAUAUGAAGAAUUGAAGAAUAGAAUCUCACAGUUCAACAUGUUUGUGGAUCCUCGCCAUCCUGUCUUGGAUCAGGAGUAUCCAUAUAAGCAGCGCUUCAUCCUGCAGGUUGUACUAGCUGGUGCUUUUUAUCCGAAUUACUUUACUUUUGGACAGCCAGACGAGGAGAUGGCAGUAAGGGAGCUGGCAGGCAGAGACCCAAAGACAACAGUCGUGCUGAAGCACAUCCCCCCCUAUGGAUUUCUUUACUACAAGCAACUGCAGUCUCUCUUCAGACAGUGCGGUCAAGUCAAAUCCAUUGUGUUUGAUGGCGCAAAAGCCUUUGUGGAGUUUUCACGGAAUCCGACAGAAAGAUUUAAGACCCUCCCUGCUGUGAACUUGGCAGUCAAGAUGUCCCAGUUAAAAGUGUCCCUUGAGCUCAGUAUCCAUGCCGCAGAGGAGAUCGAGGGGAAGGUGCAAGGCGGGUCGGUGUCAAAGCUCAGGAACACAAGGGUGAAUGUGGACUUCCAGAAGCAGACAGUAGACCCCAUGCAAGUGUCAUUCAACACCCUGGACAGACCCCGGACAGUAGCAGAUCUCCUCCUGACAGUUGAUGUCACUGAGGUGGCCUUAUGUGCCCACACUCUUCUCCUGCAGGUGGUAGAAGUGGGGCACUUCUGGGGGUACAGGAUCGACGAGAGGAACGCAGAGCUGCUGAGACAACUGACUGCUGAGAUAAACCGCCUAGAGCUGGUUCCUCUGCCUAUCCACCCGCAUCCGGACUUAGUCUGCCUGGCACCUUUCACUGAUUACAACAAGGAGAGCUACUUUAGAGCUCAAAUUCUUUAUGUUUCGGGAAAUUCUGCUGAGGUAUUCUUUGUAGACUAUGGGAAUAGGUCUCAUGUAGACCUAGAUCUCCUGAGGGAGAUCCCCUGUCAGCUUUUGGAGCUUCCAUUUCAGGCUUUGGAAUUCAAGAUUUGCAAAAUGCGACCAUCAGCAAAGUCUCUCAUCUGUGGAGAGCACUGGAGUGGAGGCGCCAAUGGGCGGUUUGCCGCCCUGGUCAGCGGCUGCCCUCUCCUGGUGAAGGUGUUCUCCAUUGUACACAGCGUCCUGCACGUGGACGUGUACCGAUACUCGGGCGCCCAGGAUGCCGUCAACAUCAGAGACGUUCUCAUCAGGGAGGGCUAUGCUGAGCUUGCAGAGGAGUCCUAUGAGUCCAAACAAAGCUAUGAAGUCCUCAAGGGUUUCUUUGCUAAGUCAGUGGACACCAUGCCGGAUGGCUCUGUGUCCUCUCCUAUGAAGGACGACGAGAAGCAUCUCAUCCAGAUUCUGUUGGAGAGCUUUGCUUCCAAUCGGCUGGGUGCUCCAAACUGCAAGGCUGUCCUCCACGGGCCUUUUAAUCCUUAUGAGCUGAAGUGUCAUAGUCUGACCAGAAUAUCCAAGUUCAGAUGUGUGUGGAUUGAGAAGGAGAGCAUCAAUUCUGUGGUCAUCAGCGACAGCCCUGCCGACCUGCACCAGAGGAUGCUGGUUGCAGCUUCACUCUCAGUUAACGAGACUGGGUCCACCAUGCUCCUGAGAGAGACUUCCCUGAUGCCUCACAUCCCAGGCCUCCCCGCACUCCUCAGCAUGCUGUUCGCACCGGUGAUGGAGUUAAGAGUUGACCGUGAAGGAAAGUGUUACACUGGGGUGCUUUGUGGUUUGGGGUGGAAUUCAACUACGGAGGCCCCUAUACUGCCAGAGCAUGACAUUGAGCUGGCCUUUGAUGUGUGCUUCAACGUGGAGGACAUCGUUGAGAUUAAUAUUCUCAGGGCUGCUAUCAACAAGCUAGCGUGUGAUGGGCCACAUGGACCCAAGUAUCUUGGGCCUGAGAGAAUUGCUCAGUUGCAGGAGAAUGCACGUCAGAAACUUCUAGGCUUGUUCUGUCGGUUGAAACCACGAGAGAAGAUUACUCCUCAGUGGCAUGAGAAACCCUACGAGUGGAACCAGGUGGACCCAAGGCUGGUCAUCGAGCAGGCUGAGCGGGAGGGCGGCCCAGGGAAGAGCACUUGCCUGUACCAGCUGCACACGCCUGUGGUGCUCAGCCCCUGAGACGCUGGUCCCCAGCUGCCCUCCCUGUGGGCAGUGGCAGAGGUCUCCUGCAGCUGCUUCCUACCCCUGCUACCCUCAGGGGCUUCUCCUUCUUGCUGCCUUUGCUCAGAGUGGAGAGUGGUGCUUCUGUUUGGGUGGGAAAAAUCAGAAAGUCUAAUCUUCUCCAGAAAUGGGGGUCGUGGUAUUAAAUACUUUGCAAAAAGUUGUUCUGAAAGAAGAUUUUGUAUUCUUCUUUAAAUAUAUGAGGGUAAAUCUAAGUAGUCAGUCCCAGAAGAAAAGGUUCCAGAAUGUGUUUGUAUGCCUCUCCUGUCACAGUUUAGCUGUUGUGCAGGAGAGAGCCAGACACAUGUGAACCCCACCCCCAGUGUGUGUGUGCGUGCACAUGUCGGUGCAGGCGUGUGUGUGUGUGUGUGUGUGUGUGUGUGUGUGUGCGCGCGCGCGCGCAUUUUCUGAUGUUCCUUUUUCUUCAUUGAAAAGAUGUGGUUUUGGUAAAACUUGAGCUUUCUGUGUUUGGGACUUGUGGUUAAAUUAAACCUCUUGGCCUGUGUUUUGGAAAUUAGGAGAUGUGACCCGACAACUGGCAUAUCUGCAAGACAAUAAAGGCAUUGACGUUGUGUUCUGA